Molecule: messenger RNA, 667 nt
Organism: Frieseomelitta varia
Lineage: Eukaryota; Metazoa; Arthropoda; Insecta; Hymenoptera; Apidae
Exons: 4
Coding region: 19-639 (206 amino acids)
Source: RefSeq, a predicted model, not a curated record
UGGAAUACAGUAAGAACGAUGGAAGAUAUUAAUGCCAAGAGAAACGCCAGAAGGAAGAGAAUUUUAGAAAACUCUGAGAAACGUCUCUCAAAAAUUACUGGCAGAAACGAGGAUAACGAAUCGGAAGCCAAGAGUGUACAUUUAGAUUCAUCCAGCGAAAUAUACAGUGCUGAAGAUACGGAACAUGAACCUUUACACUUGAGUGUAAAUAACAAAAUAUCGCAAGGUAUCAAUGGCAGUUCGAAUUGGAACCAUGGAACAAAAAGUUCGUCACUCUUGUUACUGAUAAAUCCUGUAAAUUAUAUAUUAUUAGCAUUUAUCGUCAAUAUACUGCUCUUAUUACAAAUGGACCAUCUAUUUGCAAAGAAAAUCGCGAUACCGUACUUUCCAAUAAUGUUGGGUCGCCUGUACAACUACAAAAAUACAAAAGAAAUGCAAGAGAAUAAUAAUCUGCUGUAUGCUGCCUUGAUUCUGUGCAAUAUCAAGCCCGAGUUGACUUAUCAAUUGAAAAAAUUAAUAACAAUAAGUCAUAUGAUAGUCGGAGAUGUAGCCUUAUAUAUUUUCAGUUUCACGCUAAUAUAUUAUGGAUUCUUUAAUUGUUUGUAUGAUACGGAUAGUCCUGGUACCUUAACUGUAUAAGAUAUAUAAAAUAUAAUUAAAUAAAUUA